Molecule: messenger RNA, 3557 nt
Organism: Gracilinanus agilis (Agile Gracile Mouse Opossum)
Lineage: Eukaryota; Metazoa; Chordata; Mammalia; Didelphimorphia; Didelphidae
Gene: EPB41
Product: erythrocyte membrane protein band 4.1
Exons: 20
Coding region: 1-2601 (866 amino acids)
Biological process (GO): cortical actin cytoskeleton organization
Cellular component (GO): plasma membrane; cytoskeleton
Molecular function (GO): structural molecule activity; actin binding
Source: RefSeq, a predicted model, not a curated record
AUGACAACAGAGAAGGGCUUAGUGUCUGAGGCCGAGAAUCCACAACACCAACAGCAGAAGGAAGAAGGUGAAGGAGCUACCAGCACUGGAACACAAGAGGCUCAGCUGGAGGAGUCACCACAGAAGGCAGCUGAGGGGAUUAAUCAAUCUGAACAGAAGCAGAAGGCUUCCAAUGGUGACACCCCUCCAUAUGAAGACUUAAAUAAGAACAAAGAGCGGACGUCAGAAAGCCGAGGCCUGUCCCGGCUAUUCUCUUCUUUUCUCAAGAGGCCCAAGUCUCAAGUCUCUGAGGAUGAAGGCAAAGAAAUAGAAUUAGCUAAGGAUAAACGAGAGGGAGGUCAGAGAGAAACAGAAUUUGGAGCUGGUCUUGAUGAAGAGAUCCUUUUAAAGGCUCCUAUUGCUGCUCCUGAACCUGAACUUAAAACAGACCCAUCUUUGGAUCUUCAUUCUUUAAGCAGUGCAGAAACACAGCCUGCCCAGGAAGAACACGGCGAAGAUCUAGAUUUUGAAACUAAGGAAGGAGAAGAACUUGAAGAGGGCUCCAAAGUAGAAGUAAAAAAAGAGAACUUGGAACCAAAAACUGAUAAAGAGCUCAAGUCUUCCCAGAAAGCUGUCAGAAGACACAGAAAUAUGCACUGCAAGGUGUCCUUGCUGGAUGACACAGUUUAUGAGUGUGUUGUAGAGAAACAUGCUAAAGGACAAGAUCUAAUAAAGAGAGUAUGUGAACAUCUCAAUCUAUUGGAAGAAGACUACUUCGGUCUAGCCAUAUGGGAUAAUGUGACUUCCAAGACCUGGCUAGAUUCUGCCAAAGAAAUUAAAAAGCAGGUUCAUGGAGCCCCUUGGAAUUUUACAUUCAAUGUGAAGUUUUAUCCACCUGACCCAGCACAAUUAUCAGAAGAUAUAACAAGGUAUUACUUAUGUCUUCAGCUGCGCCAAGACAUUGUUACAGGACGACUGCCCUGCUCCUUUGCCACUUUAGCUCUGUUGAGUUCUUACACUGUCCAGUCUGAGUUGGGAGACUAUGACCCAGAACUUCAUGGUGUUGAUUAUGUUAGUGAGUUUAAACUGGCUCCAAAUCAGACCAAAGAGCUUGAGGAGAAGGUCAUGGAACUUCAUAAGUCAUAUAGGUCUAUGACUCCAGCCCAAGCUGACCUGGAAUUUCUUGAGAAUGCCAAAAAACUCUCCAUGUAUGGAGUUGACCUUCAUAAAGCAAAGGACUUGGAGGGAGUGGAUAUCAUACUGGGAGUAUGUUCCAGUGGCCUUCUUGUUUACAAAGACAAGCUGAGAAUUAACCGCUUUCCUUGGCCAAAAGUGCUGAAGAUUUCCUAUAAGCGUAGCAGUUUUUUUAUCAAAAUUCGACCCGGAGAGCAUGAGCAAUAUGAAAGUACCAUUGGAUUCAAACUUCCCAGUUAUCGAGCAGCUAAGAAACUGUGGAAAGUAUGUGUAGAGCAUCAUACGUUUUUCAGGCUAACAUCCACUGAAACCAUUCCCAAGAGCAGAUUCCUAGCCCUAGGAUCCAAAUUCCGUUACAGUGGCCGGACCCAGGCCCAGACUAGACAAGCCAGUGCUCUCAUUGAUAGGCCUGCACCACACUUCGAGCGCACAGCAAGCAAACGGGCCUCUCGGAGCCUUGAUGGAGCUGGAGCAGUAGAGACACCAGACCGGAGCCCUCGGCCUACCUCAGCACCAGCCAUUGCUCAGAGCCAUGGUCCAGAAGUCAGCUUCCCUGGGACCUCUAAUGGCAAGAAACCUUCAGUUUCUAAAGUGCAGAAGGAAACUGUGAAGGUAGAGAUAAAGAAGGAAGAAGUGGAACCUGAACAAGUAGAACCAGAGCCAACUGAAGAAUGGAAGGUGGAAAAAACCCACAUCGAGGUCACACCACCCACCAUAAAUGGUGACCAAAUCCAGCAACCUGCAGAAAAAACAGAAGAUCUGAUAAGAAUGAGGAAGAAAAAAACAAAGAGACUAGAUGGUGAAAACAUUUAUAUCAGACAUAGCAAUUUAAUGUUGGAGGAUUUAGACAAGACCCAGGAAGAGAUCAGGAAGCACCAUGCCAGCAUUAGUGAGCUCAAGAAGAGUUUCAUGGAGUCUGUCCCAGAGCCUCGGCCUAGCGAAUGGGACAAGCGCCUAUCAACUCACUCCCCCUUCCGGACGCUAAACCUCAAUGGGCAGAUCCCCUCUGGAGAAGGACCUCCUCUUGUGAAGACUCAGACAGUCACCAUCUCGGAUGUUGCUAAUGCUGGGAAAAGUGAAAUCCCAACCAAAGAUGUCCCUAUUGUUCACACUGAAACUAAAACCAUCACUUAUGAGGCUGCCCAGACUGAUGAGGGCAAUGGUGACCUAGACCCUGGAGUCCUACUGACAGCUCAGACCAUCACAUCUGAGACCACAAGCAGUACUACCACAACUCAGAUUACCAAGACUGUAAAAGGUGGGAUCUCAGAAACUCGGAUUGAAAAAAGAAUUGUAAUCACAGGAGAUGCCGACAUUGAUCAUGAUCAGGUCCUCGUUCAGGCAAUCAAAGAAGCUAAGGAGCAGCACCCUGACAUGUCAGUGACCAAGGUCGUGGUCCAUCAGGAGACAGAGAUUGCCGAGGAGUAACUCAGGAAUCUCACCUCACUCCUUUACCAGUCUUGGAGAAAACUAUAAACAAUAAGGAAACUUCCUUCAACAUUCAGACUUUGGACUUUCAAGAUUUUUCCAAAAUCACUGAAAAUUCAUCUUCCUUUGCAUUUGGAAUUCAUGAUGUGGGAUUCUUCUAGGUGCCACUGAGCCUUUGCCAUAGCUUUUUCUAGAUUGUGAUGCCAGAAACUGCUCAGCUUUUUACUCUAUGGACUGUUUUUUAGCUAAGCGGUGGUGAUUUUUUUCAGGGUGGCUUGCACUCCUCACUUUUUCAUACCAGUUUCUGACCCAGGCACUGACCAUUCCAUGGGCUUUGCUGCCCACAAGAACCCUGUCCACUGUACUGGAGGAGAAAUUCAGGCUAUUGAUCUCUGUACUUUAUUGUACCCUCUUGAUGACAUAUAGAGCUACAAAAACCAGCUCUUCACCCCUGGGGCCAGUGAGUUCAUUUCAUCUGCCUGAUGGAAGCCUGGGGUGGUAGAGGCAUCUCCCCAGUGCCUGAUUGGAAGGGUAUUCCUUUGGGAAUUAUGGGCAGAAAGCCAAACGCACACCAUAACGGGCAGAGACCUCGGCUGCGAAUGUAGUGUUUUUUCUAACACUUUUUUUUAAAGCUAUUUCAGUAGCUGUUUAGAGCAAAGAAACUGGAACUUACUUCAAAUAUAUGAUACUGUGAAUUAUCAAGCACAUUCAUGGAACUGUCACCCACCUCCUUAACCUUUUAGCCCCUUCAGGAACAGCCUUUCCCCACCCAACACAAUAGAUCAAACUUUAUGGACAGGAAUCUUGAAACCACAGCUGCUGACCACUCAGGUGGACUGUGCAGCAUCUACCCAGCAAGGAUGAUCAGAAGAUGCAUCAAAAAAUGCUUGUCCUACCUAAUUGCUUCCGGAGGGACUAUGGGGAGGCUUAAUGAGGUGUGAGAGUAAGUCUCUGUU